GUAUAUCCCUAUAUAAAGAGUGUCAUCCCUAUACCAGGACGCUCAUUCUAACAACAACCACCAACAGGUCACAACAUCUCAAACAGAUAUACUUUACUUUUACUGUUCUUUUCGAGGACUUUCCUUUCGAUCUGCAACAUGAGAUCUCUUUUAUCGAUAUACAUACUAAUUUGUAUAUGCUUCAAAUGUAUGGUAUCUUCUUCGCUUGUAACCUCCCUUGAUGGCGAUAAAUUAAAUGAAUUUGAGUAUAUCUUAAAAAGACAAAGAGUCGAUAAUUCUGAAGGACAGGAUUCGAAAGAACGUCGAAGUAAUAUGGGCUCGUCCUUCAUAAGAUUCGGCCGUAGUCAAUCUGAAAAUGGUAUAGACACUGAAACGGAAGAAGUGAAAGUUGAUAGACAUCCACGGUGGAAAUCGCCGGAUAUUGUUAUUCGAUUUGGUCGGUCGGAUAUAAAAAAUGUUCAGCCUGGUCAAUUCUACGAAGAAGCAAAUACUUUGAAUGUUAUCAGGAACGAAUUAUAUUCUAUAUGCUCGGAUAUGUUAGUGGCUGCAACGAGUGGUAACAAGGAUGAACGAUCUUACAUACCAAGGAUAUUACGCUUUUGUAAUACGAUAGGAGAACGAAUAAAUUGAAGCAUCUACGUACAUACAUAUAAAUACAUACAUACAUACAUAUAUACAUAAGUGCGAUACUAUAUACCGAUAUUACGCGACUUCUAUGCAAUUUUGCGGCAAAAACUCGAAAAAAUUCAUAGCUAAACGAACUUAUAAUUUUUAAUGUAAACGAUUAAAUCAAUUCAACACGAUUAUUUUGUUAUUAAUUUUCAGAAAGAUUUGGCAAAUACCUUAGAUCGAAUUAAUUUAUAGGUUAAUUAUUUCUUUGAAGAAGUUGUAUCAAUGAAUAUUUUCAGAUUUUAUGUACACCUUUGAGAUUUUUAAUAGAAAUUAUUUUAUAUAUAUUUCAUUGCGAUUAUUAAAUAAUAAGUUAACAUGUGUUACAAAAUAAAAAAAUAUUUAACGUAAUUGUUGUAUUAAAUGCACUCAAUAUGUAUAAUGAAGUCUAUUUCAAUUAUCGCGCGUUCUCAUUAAUACUCUGGUAAUGUUACCUUUCCUCGAUAGGAAGCGCUGAUUGUAUAUUCUGCAGAACAUUUAGUUGCUUUUAAAAUUUAAAUUAUUUAGUAUAUUGUUAUUAUUUAUUAUUGAUAUUGAUAAAUUUGAA
Molecule: messenger RNA, 1216 nt
Organism: Vespula vulgaris
Lineage: Eukaryota; Metazoa; Arthropoda; Insecta; Hymenoptera; Vespidae
Product: FMRFamide-related peptides-like
Exons: 3
Coding region: 139-630 (163 amino acids)
Source: RefSeq, a predicted model, not a curated record